Cyphomyrmex costatus is the source of this 897-nucleotide messenger RNA. RefSeq names its product THAP domain-containing protein 1. NCBI's taxonomy places the organism in Eukaryota, Metazoa, Arthropoda, Insecta, Hymenoptera, Formicidae. The transcript has 5 exons. The record is from RefSeq and is a predicted model, not a curated record. Gene Ontology annotation, molecular function: sequence-specific DNA binding. The coding region runs from base 1 to 729 and encodes 242 amino acids.
AUGCCGAGCACUUGUUGUACUAAAAAUUGUCAAAAUAAUAAUAAAAAGGGAUUUCAUUUGUUCAGAUUUCCUCUAAAUCGAAAAGAUCAUUUAAAAAAAUGGACCAAGGCAAUUGGAGAAAAAGAGUUCAAGCCAUCUAAAAAUUAUGUCAUUUGCAGCAAGCAUUUUACACCUGAUGAUUUUAUGGACAGACCGGGUACAAGCAGUAUUCGUUUAAAAAAUCUUGCCGUACCUUCCAUAUUUUUAAAGACUCCAGUGACUGCUCCUGUGAUUGCAAGUACACUUGCUCCAGCGACUGCUUCUACAUCUGAAAAUGUACUUGAUUUGGCCAUACAUUCACAAACUGUGACUUCAGAAGUCACGAGUUUCAAGAGUUCAGAACAAAAAGAAAACGAAAAUAAUUUUACAGUCUCCAGCCUACUUUCAGAAAACACAGCUAGCAUAAGUCCUAUCGACAAUACAAUUAAGAUGUCAUUGGUAAAGAAACGGAAAUUAAUGAAUAAUUCCUACUAUCAUUUAAAAAAUCAGGAAAUGAGUCCUAGAAAGAAGCAAAUGAAAAGAAUUAUUCAAACAUUAAAACAAAAAUUGACAAGAAAAGAAAAAAAGAUACAAUCGUUGCAGUGUUUACUGGCAGAUUUACGAAAGAAAAAUCUUCUCGACCGAGAUCCAAGUGAAAUUAUUGCACAAAAUUUUGAUGGAAAUGUUGGUGAGCUGUUUCAAAAUGGUUGAAUAAGAAUAGAACUAACAAAGGUUGUCGAUACAGCGACGAAAUUAAGAAAUAUGCCGUAACGUUGCAUUUUUAUUCGCCAAAGACCUAUAACUACUGCAGAUCUAUUUUACAUUUGCCACAUGAAAGUAGCAUUAGGAAUUGGAUUUCAUCUUUCAAUGCGGAGCCUG